Strongylus vulgaris is the source of this 350-nucleotide messenger RNA. The record is from the annotation of a GenBank genome assembly. Lineage: Eukaryota; Metazoa; Nematoda; Chromadorea; Rhabditida; Strongylidae.
AUGGAUAUUGAAACAGGAAAUCUCGAUAUUUUGGAAUGUUCUUACCGUCUGUUUAAUCCACCUUUCGACAAGGGAAGCGACUUUGGUUUGAGCGCUGAUGGCGGCGCUGCAGGACCCUUCGUGCUGGGAGCGGGAGCCAGUGAAACUGGUGAGGAUUGUCUUCUAAGAGGAAGUUGGAAGGGAUUAAUUCGGAAAGAUGAUAUGGGACGUCCAUUCCGCAGACGUCGUCGCGAGAAUCCGCAAGAUUGUAGGCGAGUUGAGAGGUUUGUUAGGGAGCAUUGUCUGCAAACACAGAGAAUUCCAAACUCAUCAAGAAAAAUGGAUUAUCGAUUUCAUGGGAAGAGGUGAUU